Molecule: messenger RNA, 368 nt
Organism: Scutellospora calospora
Lineage: Eukaryota; Fungi; Glomeromycota; Glomeromycetes; Diversisporales; Gigasporaceae
Source: the annotation of a GenBank genome assembly
CUCGUCUAGAAAAAGACAAGCAAAAAGUAGCCGAAAGACUAGGUUUAACCAGUUUGGAUAGCGAUCUUUCAGAAAAUUCAGACUUUUUAGUCUUGGACACCAAAAACAUGAAUCUACUUAAAGAGAUUGAAGAGCAUAAAAAUUAUUUGGAAAAAGCAGAGGUGCACGAAAAAAGUAAUAAUAAAACUUUCAUAGGAUUAGGAAGUAUAGUAAUUUAUUCGCAGCUUGAUAAGAAAGAAAAAUUAAUCAUAGAGUUAACGGAUGACAUCGCGGCCGCUCCGCCUCACCAAGUUUCGGUAAAUAGUCCUUUUGGAGAAAAAAUUAUUAGGAAAAAAAGUUGGCGACAUUAUUCAGCAAGGAAAAAAUAA